Messenger RNA from Corylus avellana, 2885 nucleotides. Its product is annotated as protein SIEVE ELEMENT OCCLUSION B. The record is from RefSeq and is a predicted model, not a curated record. Gene Ontology annotation, biological process: phloem development. NCBI's taxonomy places the organism in Eukaryota, Viridiplantae, Streptophyta, Magnoliopsida, Fagales, Betulaceae.
UCAACCUCGAGUACUGCUUUCUUUCUAGUUAACCUUCAUUUCCUACUCCAUGGAUACCAAGUUGGGAGCCUCAGCCGCCGGAAAUUUGCAGCAACCCAAUGUUACCAGCUCUGCUCAGCAACCCUCCCGUGGCACCAAUGCUUUGCAGCAACCAACAGGCCAGGUAGGUGCUCUGCAGCAAGCUUCCCAACUGGGCCAACUGGGUGCUCUGCCGCAACCAUCGAGCCAGCUGGGUUCUAAUUACCAGCCAUCGAGCCAGCUGGGUGCGAAUUACCAGCCAUCGAGCCAACUGGGUUCUAAUUACCAGCCAUCGAGCCAACUGGGUUCUUACCAGCAAUCAAGCCAGCCGGUCUCCCUGCAGCAACAACCCACCCAGCUGGGUUCUUACCAGCCAUCGAGCCAGCUGGGUUCUCUGCAGCAACCCACCGGCCAACUGGUUUCUUACCAGCAACCAAUUAGCCAGCAGCUGGGUGCUUUGCAGAUGGGUUCUUUCCAGCAACCCGGAAAAAUGUCUCCGUUUUCUAUGCAGCAACUGAUCAAAAGUGACCGGGGAAACAUGCUAACAUUGUCCGACGACAACUGGAUGGUGAAGCAAAUUCAGGCCGCCCACACUCCAGAUGGCCGAGUAGUUGAGAUCGGACCCCUUCUCUCUCUUGUUGAGGACAUUCUUAAUCGUGCCACUCUUCCUGCUGCCCUCAUUACAACGCAGGGUGCCCAAUCACAAAUUGAUAGCUUGGAGCAAAAGACCUACCAAACUAACUUCCUUGCCUUGCUGGAUGCACUCUCAUUUACAAUUGACCGAAUUUCCCGCGAGAUAUCAUACAGGACCAUGGGUGGCACGGAUGCACAUCAAACAACACUUUCAAUAUUUCAACAGCUAUCACUUUAUGAUUGGGAUGCUAAGUUGGUGUUGACCUUAGCUGCUUUUGCUUUGCAUUAUGGAGAAUUUUGGCUCCUUGCCCAGAUUUACACAACAAACCAGCUUGCCAAAUCAAUGGCGCUCUUGAGGCAGGUGCCUGGCCUAAUUGAGCGCGCAAACUCUCUGAAACCUCGCUUCGAUGCACUUAACGAUCUAAUCAAGGCGAUAUUGGAAGUGACCCACUGUGUUGUUAAGUUUAAAGAACUACCAUCCAUGUAUAUCACACCUGAUGUUCCUGCACUAGCCACCGGCAUAGCCCAUAUUCCAACAGCUGUUUAUUGGACUAUCAGGAGCAUCGUCGCUUGCGCAACUCAGAUUACUAGCUUCACUAGCAUGGGUUACGAGUUUGCGAUAUCCGCCACAGAAGCACAUUGGGAGUUAUCCACCCUGGCUCACAAUCUCAGAAACAUGCGUGACCAUCUUAAUACGCAGCUGGAAAAGUGCCACCAACACAUAAAUGAGAAGCUGGACGGUGAAUCUUAUGACAUGCUUGUGAAACUCUUCGAGAUGAUUCACCUUGACAAUAUGAAGGUUCUCAAGGCCCUGAUUUGCCCUAGGGAUGAUGUGCAGCCACUGGUUGAUGGUUCCACCAAGAGAAGGGUUAACAUAGACGUUCUAAGGAGGAAGAACGUGUUAUUGCUCAUUUCAGGCCUGAACAUCUCCCAAGACGAGCUUUCAAUUCUGGAACAGAUUUACAACGAGUCCAGGCUCCACCCAACGAGGCUAGAAAGUCAAUAUGAGCUUGUGUGGAUACCGAUUGUGGACCCUUCGAGCCAGUUGACUGACCCCAUACAAAACAAAUUUGAGAGCCUGCAAUCUUCAAUGCCAUGGUACACGGUGCAACACCCUUCCUUGAUAGGAAAGGCAGCGGUCAGAUUCAUCAAGGAGAAGUGGCACUUGAGGAAUAAGCCUAUCCUUGUGGUGCUAGACCCUCUAGGAAAGGUGGUGUCCCCCAAUGCAAUUCACAUGAUGUGGAUUUGGGUCAGCAAUGCCUUUCCUUUCACUAGCACCAGAGAAGAAGCGCUCUGGAGGGAGGAGACUUGGAGGCUUGAGCUGCUGGUGGAUAGCCUUGACCAGACAAUACUGAAUUGGAUUAGAGAAGGAAAAUACAUUUUCUUGUAUGGAGGGGACGACAUUGAGUGGAUUCGGAAAUUUACAAACUCAGUACGCACAGUUGCAACGGCUGCAAACAUACCCUUAGAGAUGUUCUAUGUGGGAAAGGGCAGCAAAAAGGAGCAAGUCCAGCGAGUUAUAAGGACCAUCGCUUUGGAGAAGCUGAGCUCCUACUGGCAAGACCCAACCCUCAUAUGGUUCUUCUGGACCCGCCUUGAGAGCAUGCUCUUCUCAAAGAUUCAACUAGACAAGGCUGACGACCAUAUGGACCCUGUGAUGCAAGGGAUCAAGAGGCUGCUUAGCUACGACAGAGAGGGUGGAUGGGCUGUGCUGAGCAAAGGGUCUAGCAUUGUGGUUAAUGGGCAUGGGAACACGGUUGCGACCACCUUGGUGGAGUAUGAAAUGUGGAAGGCGAAUGUGCCGUUGCAGGGUUUUGAUGUGGCUUUCAAGAACCACCAUGACCUGCGUCAUGGUGAGAAAUACCCCUGCUGCCGCUUCGAGUUCUCACACAAUGCCGGAAGGAUCCCUUUGAGCAUGAGGUGCCCUCAGUGUCACCACAACAUGGAGGAAUUUACCACUUUCCUUUGCUGCCAUGAGGAAGACGUUCCAGCCAUAAUGUACUAAACCACGUCCUACAUUUCCUUCUAGCUAUAGCUUAGCUAGCAGCCAUUUGAAUGGGUACGAUGCUAGCUAAUUCAAAAUAAAAGUUGUGUGUAUUUUUCUUUUUCUUUUUCUUCUUUUUUAUGUAAUGAGAGGCUCGAGUGUGAGAUGUGAGCUGAUGAUCAGCUGCCACUUUAUGGCCGCUUAUGUUUGCCAUUUGAUGAUGCUAUAAAUAAAAGUAAUAUUAUAUAUA